AUGUCAGAGAAACCUGCUUUUCAGGAGAAUGUUGGUGAACUAAUCGACCUGGGAAAAGGGAUCAGUGAUGUGCUACCGGAGUUGGAAUCACAAGAGACUGAAUGUGAGGGAGCAUUCACGUGGCAUAUCGGGAACUGGAGUCAAUUGAAGCAGGACAAACAUGUUUCUCCUCGCUUUAGGAUAGGUGAAUACGAGUGGGAUGUGCUUCUGUUUCCACAAGGUAACCACAACAGCGGAAUUUCGAUGUAUCUUGAGCCUCAUCCAGAAGAAAAGUUCAACGAGGAGAAACAGUGCCUAGAGCCAACUGACCCAGAUUGGCAUGUGUGUGCACAGUUUGCUAUCGGCAUCUCUAAGCCAGGAGAAGAUACAAAGUGCCAGCUUUUCAAUGUUUCACAUCACAGGUUCAGUGCUACUGACACAGAUUGGGGCUUCGCUAACUAUAUUGAGCUAGAAAGUCUGAAAAGGCGCACCUCUUCCAAAAAUUCAGGAUUUCUAUCAAAUGGCCGACUGAACGUGUCAGUUUUUGUGAGAAUUUUAAAAGACCCCACUGGAGUCUUAUGGCAUAAUUUUAUGAACUAUGACUCUAAAAAGCUAACAGGCUUUAUUGGACUAAAAAACCAAGGUGCGACAUGUUACUUGAACUCCCUUCUCCAGUCGUACUUUUUUACCAAGCUCUUCAGAAAGAUAGUUUAUAAGAUCCCUUCCGAAAACGAAUCUCCUAAUGACAGCGUUUUACUAGCGCUUCAGCGCUCUUUCUACCUCCUUCAAAAGUCUAAUGAGACCUUAGACACAUUGGAGCUAACGAGGUCAUUUGGAUGGGAUACCGGCGAUGCCUUCACCCAGCAUGACGUUCAAGAACUGAAUCGUAUUUUAAUGGACAGGCUUGAAACACGUAUGAAGGGAACAGAAGUCGAAGGGGCACUGAACGAGCUUUUCGUUGGAAAAAUGAAAAGUUACAUUAGGUGCAUCAACGUAGAUUACGAAUCCUCGCGGGUUGAAGACUUCUGGGACAUACAGCUGAACGUCAAGAAUUUAAAAGGGGUGCAAGAAUCUUUUGACAAUUAUGUUGAGGUUGAAAUAAUGGAUGGCGAAAAUCAGUACGCAGCACAGGAUUAUGGGUUGCAAGAUGCCAAGAAAGGUGUUGUGUUCGAAAGCUUUCCCUCUGUCCUUCAUUUGCAACUGAAAAGGUUUGAAUAUGACUUCAACUACGACCAGUUGGUCAAAAUCAAUGAUAGAUAUGAGUUUCCAGAAACUAUUGACUUGUCUCCUUACCUUGAUCCAGAUGUUUUGAAAAAAAAUCCUGGUCCUUGCGUUUACAAUCUUCAUGGAGUUUUAGUUCACUCCGGGGAGAUUUCUGUCGGACACUAUUACGCAAUGAUUAAACCAGAUGUGGGGGACCAAUGGUUUAGAUUCGAUGACGACAAAGUUUGGCGUGUUACCAAAGAGCAAGCUUUUGACGAAAACUUUGGUCAUGAACCACUGCCAGAUGACAAACUUAGAUCAUUGACCCGUGAGCAAUACCAAAAUUAUCUGAUAGCGCGCCAAACAAGUGCUUACAUGCUUGUCUACAUACGAGAGGAUAUGGAGAAAAACGUCCUUGAGGACGUGUCCGAUACAGAUGUCCCUCAACAUAUUGUGACCAGCAUUGAGAAAGAAUUAAAAGAGCGCGAACAAAAGCGCAAGGAGCUUGAAGAAAUGCAUUUGUACACUAAGGUCAAUAUUCAUUCCAUGAGCAAUUUUGUGAACUAUCAAGGAUUUGAUUUAUCACCCAAUGAGCGCUCGAAGUUAUACAGUUCUGAACUGCAUGAUGAAAGUGAAUAUGCUUCUUCUCUGAAAAUCUUGAAAACUACAAAACUUCGGGAUGUUAAAAGCGAGAUAAGCAGCAAAUUGAAUUUACCAAGAACGCAUAGAGUUAACUAUUGGAUUAUGAGUUAUAGAAAGAAUUACACACUGCGGCUCGAUUCUAUUCUUGCACCUGAACUCGACAGUUUAUCGUUAGAGCAAGUUAUACACAAAAUGGGGAUCUCGCGUGCAACUGCGAUUGAUUUUUUUGUUGAAGAGCCGUACUUGGAACUCGCAUUUUUGAAUGAGUUGCUCAAGGCCAAUAUAAUUCCUCCUUCAAGACUUACAUCGGAAAGCGUUCUCAAGAUAAGAAAGGCUGCAUACGAAGAGAAUUUUCCUGAGUCCUCGAAAUAUCUAAGUUCUCCAGAAGAAGAUUCCCCUAAAGUUCUAGUUUUUCUAAAAGUUUUUGAUACCGAAGUUCGGCGUUUGGAAGGGUUUGCUCACACGCUUGUCAAUAGAACUGAUAAGGUUUCCAAACUGGUAGAGUUAGCAGGCCACUUCUGUUCUGUUAACACUACUGAAUUUUUUUAUGAAGAAUUUCAGCCGGACACAAUCGAACCAAUCGAGAGGGAGAUGCAAUUUGUGGCAUCAGAAUUAGUAGAUGGUGAUAUUCUUUCGUUCUCCACUACGCAAUCUAGACAAAACCUUUCGUCUCAGCCCCCCUCUCUUCUAGAAUACUAUGACUAUCUGAGGUACAGAAUCAAAAUAAGUCUUACGCGAACCGUUAACGCCGAAGAAGAGUACGUUGCUACUGAUGAAAGCAAUAACGAUGGCCCCCUCGAAUUGUGGAUAUCUGCCAAGGCAAGCUACCAAGAGCUUGCUCAAAAAAUUUCACAAAGAACGGGAAUAAGUGCACAUUUCAUUCGUACUUUUGCCAUCUAUGGGAACGGGCGCUUUGCUCUCAAGUGGGACUGCAAAAUUUCGGACUUUUUGGUCAAAAAUUACACUAGAGAUUCCAUACCGCCAUUUGAAUAUGAGGUGCUAUCAAUUCCUUUGAAAGAAUUUGAGCAUCUCAGAUCCAUCAAGUUUUACUGGUUGAGUGACAGCUACGUCCACUACCAACUUUAUGAAUUUAGGAUUGCGAACUCAUGUACUAUUGGUGAGUUUAUGGAUAAGCUGCAGCAGAGGUUGCACUUUGAUGACGAGCAAAAGAGCAAAAUAUUGAUAUGGACAAACUGCGACUUCAAGUUUCAAGGUAUAUUGUCAGAAGAGAACGUGUUUGAAGAAUUGAGCGAGUCAUUUUUAUUUUUCGGUCGAAUUUUACCUGAGGAGCUAGCACUUGUGAAACAACUGGAAGCAUCUUCACCAGAAAACAUUGACUCGAUGGAUGAAACUGAAGAAGAAGAUCUAAGUAUUGUAACGAAAAGUGCAAACCCCACAGAAGGAAAGCUUGUGAUAGUCAUUCAAUAUUUCAAAGACCUAGACAACAGACAUGGAAUAUCAUUUUUGUUCAAUUUGUUGCCCAAUGAGAACUGCUUACAGACCUGGGACCGCUUGCACGCAAAGUUUGGACUAGGGCACAAAGAGUUCUCGAAGAUCAAGCUUGGAAUUACAGUAAGUUCCGAAGCUGGUCUAACAUUCAAGUCCUUCCAGAACUUUACUGAUCAAGAACUUAGCGAGAUCAUACUAUUUGAUGUUUUGAAUAAUUUGGACUAUAUCUGCAUGGAUCAUCCAGAUCGGACAAGGACCCAAACAUAUCAUGAUAGGCCUAUGGUAAUAAAAAACUAG
Messenger RNA from Lachancea thermotolerans CBS 6340, 3570 nucleotides. It is a transcript of the gene UBP15, whose product is annotated as ubiquitin-specific protease UBP15. Gene Ontology annotation, biological process: regulation of protein stability; protein deubiquitination. Lineage: Eukaryota; Fungi; Ascomycota; Saccharomycetes; Saccharomycetales; Saccharomycetaceae. Gene Ontology annotation, cellular component: nucleus; cytosol. The record is from RefSeq and is a predicted model, not a curated record. Gene Ontology annotation, molecular function: protein binding; cysteine-type endopeptidase activity; cysteine-type deubiquitinase activity. The transcript has a single exon. The coding region runs from base 1 to 3570 and encodes 1189 amino acids.